AUGAUAAAGACCUAAGAAUCUGAAUAAUAAAGAGCAUUAGAUUAAUGGAAUAAAAAUGUUUCAUUUAUUAGAGAAGUAGAGAGAUGUAAAUAUGUAAUUGGAUUAUUUGGAUUCAUAGGCUUACAUAUUAAGAAUGACAUAUCUCCAUUAAAAUCAGAUGAAGAAUCAUAAAAAAAGAAAAAGCAUUACUUAGCCUUAUCGGUAAUUUCGACAGCAACUUAAGAUAUUUCUUUAUGA
This is a messenger RNA of Paramecium octaurelia, 237 nucleotides long. The record is from the annotation of a GenBank genome assembly. Lineage: Eukaryota; Ciliophora; Oligohymenophorea; Peniculida; Parameciidae.